UCUAAACUGGAUCAUACCGGGCAAGAUGCUGGCGUUCUCCGGACCCCACCACCGCUCGCGGCUGGACCGGGGCUACCCCCUGCACAGUCCCGAACACUACCACGAGUACUUCAAGAAGUACAAUGUCACUACCAUCGUCAGAAAUCGUACGACGCACGCCAGUUCACCGCCCACGGGUUUGAACACAGGGAGCUGUUCUUUGUGGAUGGCUCUGUUCCCACAGACAUGAUCGUAAACCGGUUUAUACGGAUUGCUGAACUAGCAAAAGGGGCCGUGGCAGUUCAUUGUAAAGCGGGUCUGGGUCGGACGGGCACUCUGAUAGCAUGCUACAUGAUGAAGCACCACGGCUUCUCUGCGCGCGAGGCUAUCGCCUGGCUCAGGGUUUGCAGACCAGGCUCUGUGAUCGGACAUCAACAAUGGUUCCUUGAAAAUAUACAACCACGAAUGUACGCUCAAGGCGAGUUAUUUCGACGUCGACACAAUAUCACCUCGCUGCCUGUGUUCACGCGGGGCAUCUACAGCGACUUGCCACCCGAAAAGCCCGUCUCUCUCCAGACUAUACUGAAACACGAUGAGAGAGAAAAGUUGGAUAAUGCAAACGCCUUGAACGGAAACGAAACCGACUCAGAAAACAACAUAACACCGGUCAUUAGCAAAUACAAGACCACACCAUCGCCAAUGUUGCCAGCCAAAACUGUCUUCGCGCCAAAAUUAAACUAUAUGAUGCCAACUAACAAUAUCCGUAACGCGAAUAAUACUAAUCUAAAACCACAGCCAAGGUUGAUUAAUACUACGAUAAAGUCUCAUUACGCGGCCAAAACCUCCACUUUCCCCCCAACUCGGGGUGCCAACUCUCAAGCGAAUAAACUAACCGCGGGGGCCAAGUCUCAGUUCACUGGGAAAAGUAGCUUCCACGGUCAACGUGCCAACUUAGCUCGACCCGCGAACUACUCACACGGAACGAGCCCAAUUAAAACCUUCGCAAGAAAAGCGAUUAGCGUAACGAAAAUGACGACAAACGACACAAAUACCGUCACAGCUCUCAGCAAUGUGACAUCGACCCUGUCAGCGUUGACUGAAAACUGUCAUCUUAAUGGUAAGCGCUUACCAUCUGAACCAAAUCUCAAAAAUGUCAAUCAAACUAAGCUUAACAACGGGAAUAACACUAGAAAGAAAUUAAUCGUGCGAUCGACUUCAAGUUCUCGUAAGAAGUUACCCAAAAAUACUUCAAAAACAAAUCUGGAGAUAUCUCAGGAGUUAUCGUCGAGUGAUACAAAUAUAACCAAUAUAUCGGCAGACUCCUUGGAGACUCCAUAUAGCUUCAGGCGGAAACGGGACAAAUCGAACAGUCCAGAGCCAAUGGAGAUUAUUUCAAACUCCAUUAUCACAUCCGACGUCACGCCGGAGAACUUCGAGGAAGGUACCAAUUCUCAAGGAAACAAAUUGUACAAAAUAAAAGCGUUGCGUAAAAAAUAUCCAGCGUUUGGGGUUAGUCUGAUGAAAAAAGACGGCGUACAGACUCGGUCGAGUAGUUGCGCUAGCGGGUCGACUGUUAAAAAGAAAUGAUCUCUAUUGCGUAUAGAAUUAGAGUUAUUAUCGCAUAUUAUAGUAUAAUGGAUGUUAGAUGUGCAUAGCACAGUAUAUUGAUAGGUUUGUUUAGCUUAGGGCUCGCGCAAACUGAAUGCGGUAACGGUGCGGUGUUACAAAUAAUAAAAGGCAUGAAAAGGCAUUUAUUUUCUCAAAAUUUAUUCCUUAAGAUUUCUUUUUGAUGUCAUUUCUAAUAUACUAGACACAAACGUUGGUACCGCAUCGGAAACAAAUGGAGAGAGAAGCGAUGCAAGAAACUAUCCCAGCAUUGUUGUUUGCGCUCUUUUUAAUAAAAUGUACAAUAUUGUACUGUAAUUGUUAUUGCUAUGAAAUAAUCAUAAUCUACUUGCAAUUCUAAUUGAUAAAAACUCGGUUAAAAAUGGAAUGAUUAUAACACAAAAAAUAUGAAAGACUAGUUUCAAGAAUGUGUCUAAUAUAAACAUAGUUCACUCCCUGUACAUAAAAUUAUUUUAAAUGUACAGAAAAUACACUUAUUUGCAAUAUACUUUUCAACUUUCGAUGUUAUCAUUGAGCAAGUGCAAUUAUUUGAGAAUGAUUAAUAAAAUUAUAUUGUUGACACACACAGAGCUAUCUCACCGACAUCGCAUUCAGUGUGACCGAGCCAUUACAGACUGACAUAACUAACCCAUAUCAAAUGUUCCGUAAUAUAGUGAAUUGUCUAAACAAAUUUAUCAAUUUUUAUUAUAUAGGUAGUGUGCUGUUUACCCCAAGAGAGCCUAGAUAGUUCUAUUUUAUAAAGUCGUGUUGUAAGGGUGUAUUAGACUGGACAUCCAAUGUUCAGUUAACGUUAAUGUGAACGCAGCUUAAUAUAUAAUGUAAGAGUCUUAUUAGGCGCUCAGUACAUGUAGCAACUUCAAUAUCACCAACUCACAACUUUAUUAAAUUUAUUUUUCAGAAACUGUACUGGUUUCACUUUUGAUUGUUACUAUUCAGAUUUCUCGAAGGAGGGCUCCAGGUUCCAGACUUUUGUAAACUAUCUUCCCGGUUGAAAUAUCUAUGCCUAUUGAGUAGCAUUGGGUCUUUUGCAGCAAUAUUAGUAUACAGUGUUACUCAGUUGAUAUUAAUUGUAGGUAUUAUAGAAUCAUUGUAAAUAUACUAUAAGUGUUUAUGGCUUGUUAUAACUUUUUCAAUGUUGUGUUGCAAAAACUUUAAAUAGUCUGUUGCACCAUUGAAGUUGGUUGGUCUGCUGAGCGCCUUAGCUAUAUUUGUUAUUUCGUAUAUAGAUAUUAACAUAUAAGUACAUUUUUCUCUAUAUGAAUUUAUUUUGUCAUGAUUUUAUUAUAUAGGACAUUUAAAUACAUUUAGUAGUAUACUUAAUUCUAAGAUCAUAGUGAAUCAUUGAUGCGAAACUCAAUUUAUUUUUAGUUCCAACUUUGAAGGGGUCCUAACAGCAAUGGUUGUUACUUGCAUUGGUACCUUACACCAUCAUAAAACUUUAAAUCGUCAUGGUUUUAAGUUUUCUCUCUUUUUUUUGAUGUCUUGUACAAUAUUUGCAUUUUGUUUCUAUGUAUUCGGAUAAUUUAAUUACUUAUUCAACCAUCGUUGGCGGUUUUAUUAAGUGCAUCGUAUUUAACUAUAUUUUGAAGUAACAAACUUUAUUGAAUAUCCAGUUUUAACUGUUUUUUUUUAUCUAAAGAAACGAUUAUAAAUAAUCUGUUGUAAUUGGCACUUUUGUCAAUAUUUUUCUUUUAUAUUUAUGCACGUCAUGAAUUACUAAAUUUUACGAGCAAAGGAUCUAAAAACACUUAAAAAUAUAAUUAUAAAAAUAUUGUAUUUCAGGACCUUUUACAUCUAGAGUCAAAAUAAUUCCGGUGUCGCUCGUUGCGGUCAUUGAACUCGUUGUUCAUCGAAUAUUAAUAACAAUUCGAUAAGUGACUUAAUAAUUGAGUUGUUUUGUAUACGGUCAGCUAUUUGAUUUAGUUUUAUAUAAAAUGCCAUUUAACGACAACUUCCUCGUUACUUACAUAACAUGUUUAAUUGUUGUUGCGUUUGCAUAUUUUUGUUUUUUUUUUUUUGCGAUAUUUUACAUUAUAUAUAUAUAUAUAUAUAUAUAUUUAUAUUAGGAUAAGAGUUUAAUUUUGUAUUAACACGGAGAAGUUAUUGUGGAAAAGAAAAGUGUAUAGUAUCAUUUUUUUAGUUAUUUUUUUAGAAAACCUUUACAGAAUACAGAGUGUAAAUAAGUAAAUAUUAAUAUAUAUAUUACUUAUUUUCUCUUACUCAAUGCAUUAUUAAUGUGCUGAUUAUAUUAUUUAAAACCAAAUCAAGGCAACUUUUUAUGUCAAUAUAGUGUAAAUAAAGAGACAGAUAUUAUUAAAUCCUAAUUUAAUCUCGACUUUAUUAAAUUAUUUGCAAUAUUCUGAUGCUAUAUGCAAUUUUUUUUUUGCACAAGUGAUUUUUGAUCGAUAAAUAUUUAAUCUCAUGAUAUAAAGGACGAUGGCGAGAAUGGACCCACAUAAUUUAAAAAUUAAGUAAGCAUCCUACAAGUACAAGUUUAUAUUAAUUAUAAACUUAAGUUUAUAUAAUGUUUAUAAAAAAAUAUUGAGGCGCUAAGAUAUAAGAGACAAAAGAAAAUAAUUAUUAUUAUAUAUAAUUAAAAAUAAGUCAUCUUGCACUAACGGAACGUUUUUUUGACAUGAUAGUCAUUUUUUUUUAUGGAUGUUCUGACACCAUCAAACUAUCUAUACCUACUCAAAUUAGUUAUUCAGUAGUAAUUCACAAUAAGAUUCAAUAAGAUUAUUAUCGAUUUUUGAUACUAAAAUCAGUAGGUAUCUUUAUCUUAAAAGAUUCGAUACCUUCUUGAAAAAAUAAUGAAUUGUAAAACCUCAAUUAUUAGCUGCUGGCCUACCCUCCACAUAUAAUAUUAUCUUUUAGCAGACAGUAAUUAGGCAUAGACAUAAGAUACAAAUUAUUGAUUAAACAAUAGAUAUCAUUUAAUAAUUUUAGGAUAUAUUUUACUUUUAGGUAAAUCUUUUUCCUCCCACUUUUAUAGACUUACUUACGAUUUGCUUUUUUCUUAGUUUUAUUACGUUGUACAAUUCUUAAUAAGUUUCCAUUAUGUACGCCACUUCUUUCAGUGGGUCCCAAAAUUCAUUGAAUGCAUUCUCGCCAUCCUCCUUUAACACUUCAAUGAUUAUUAAAACGUGUGCUAUUAUAACUUAAUUUCUUAGAUUGUGAUUUGGUAAAAACAUUGACGUACAAUAAAGAACUAAACCCCAAUACCCUAUUAAAAGGUCGUCAAAAAAUUUCCGAGCGGCGUUGUAUAUACGUACACAUUAACUUAUACUGAUAACAUAUUUUAUAAAAUAUUCAUUAUGUUCAAAGUCUAUGGAAUACGGUCAUUAGAAGCUCGGACGCUAACACAAGGCAAGAACAUUUUGUUUAAGCAAAUUUAAAUGUAGUUACAUAUUUAGCAAAAUGAUUAAAAACGUCAAGUUAAUUACACGAGGGGCGCUUACCUGAAAUACGACACUCCAUCCAUUUUAAGAUUGGAUUUUUUACUGGACACGUUGUGAUCGUGUGGCGUUGUAUAUAAAGCGCGGUCUAAACACGAAAACUUUGCUUAAGAGACGCAUAGGUAGAGGUUUGUUUCAGACAAUUUUUGAGCGUGACUGUGGUUCUAGUACGUCAAUGGGUAAAAAGUAUUUUUUCAAGAAGUCGAAUUAGGCGAUCUUUGUCGUAAUCCAUUUCUAUUCAAAACGCUAUGGAUGAUGUUUUUUAUUUUUAAUUCCGCAAAAUUUAAAGAGAUUUUCAAGCUGGAAUGAAAGUCAAAUGUUUGGUGAGUUAAUAACUCCUUUAGAUGCGUCUUGUAGGAAGCGGAACUCGUACCGAAGUGAUUUUAUGAAACUUGGCGAGAUUAAGACUCAACAUUAAAAAUAACCAAGAUUCAUAUACCGUAAUUUGUGUCUUUCAUUAAAGUCAAUACUAUAUCUAUUAUUAAUGGGUGUCACAAUUGAUGUUAAUAUUGCGAUGUUUUAUAAAACGAUUUUCAUUGUUUUCAUUUGCAAUGGAAAGGUGCUUUGUAUCUUCUGAUAAUGAAAGAGUAGAAGCUGUUUGUAUAUAUAAUAUAUAUAAUCAUAAUCAAAGUCUGUUGAGAACGAUUUGAACAUUAUUGUAACAUUCCUUGUAUAUCGGCCAUGUGUUAUAAAUUAUAAUAAAUAUUGUAUUAUUAUGUUUGUUCUCAUCCGAAGCUGUGCUACUAAGACUGUGUUAUGUGAAUGCCAUUAUUAUGUACCGAUAUAACAUGGUUAUCAUGUUCUUGGCUUUGUUUCAUUAUUUUUUAUAAUGUUCUAUAUAUUAAUAUUAAAUUACUUUCUUUCUUCUGCAACACAUCUAUCAUACUCAUAUUCAAGUGUAAAAAAUAAUGUCAUUAUCAAACUGACAUUGACAGAUAUUACGAGUAAAAAAAGAAGGACUCCGUGUCACCUUACAUAACAGUGAAGCACCAAAACAAGCCGGUAAACGAGUAAAUACAUAGCCCCACGCACACACUUACACUAAUACAAGCCGAUCGGUCGCCGUUAUGAGAUUUGCCAUCGUCUGACAGAUCAGUUUGCGUUGCUAUAAAGUAUUUUAAAAAUGCCUUCGUGCGUUAUGAAUAAGUGUAUAAACGAUACUGUAAAAGUAUUUGUGGCCAUUUAUUAUGAUUAAUUAAGGGAGAAAAAAUUGUGUAAAUGGUAUCCACCGUAACCGCACACACACUAGCAUAAAGGUGCUUCACUUGCUAAUAUCACGGCGCGGAGUCCUUCUUUUUGUACUCGUCCGUGCCUGUAGCAUGUAUUUGUGUUAUAACGACAUUGUCACAAUGACUUGUGAUAUUUUUAAUUGUUUUUAUUUUAUUAUAGGUAUUAUAAUAUUCAUGACAUAAAUUUAUAAUUCGUUUCAUAUUUAAUCUAAGAAAUGUUGAAUAUGUUUUAAGAACUAUUUCUAUUGCCUUAAAUAAUAGCCAUAAGUUUCGUUUUUAAUUCGCUCAAUAAUUUAAAUAUAGUUUUAUUUCGUAAUAUAAUAUGUAUGUAGCCAUAUUUAAAAUAUGUUUAUUGAUUUGACACCACACGGACUACAGAUAACUCUAGUUUGAACAUACUACUACAAUAAAAAAGAGAUGGUUCAUGUUACUUGUGGUACACUUAAACUUAAAAUUGAAAAUUUAUGAGUGGUCAAAUGUUAUACAACCUUAUGUAAUGUACACAUACAGAUAUACUGUGACAGUUGUGAACACGUCCAACAAACAUCUGUUUUCACCACACUAAAACAUGGUGCCUACCGCAUCGCGACUGUAACUCGUAGCUGUCAUGCACACUAAAAAAUAAACCUGGCCUGUUUUUCAUGCGUUUCCUAACAGCAAGAGGCUCUAUCUAGACAUAUAAAUUAUGUAAGGUUUAAACGGCUGUCACUGUGUACCCGUGUACGUUUGUUAAUGACGAGUAGGAAGAGGUUUUGACCAAAUAAUAGAGAACAAAUUACGAGCUUUGGCUCGGAAUUUGUCUUGCUACGCCACCGACUUAUAUCAUCGAAUUAAUUAUAGAUCAAAUUGAAUUUGAAGGAUAAGUUUCCAGAGAUAUAUAGAAUGUUUUCCCUAUGUAUGUUUGAUAGAUAUAUUUUGUUUAUGUUGUGACGACAUCUGAUCAUUACCGCACUUCGUUCUGUACAUAACGCGCUGCUUGUGCUUCAUUAAAUAUUAUUAACUA
Messenger RNA from Leptidea sinapis, 7292 nucleotides. RefSeq names its product dual specificity protein phosphatase CDC14A-like. Gene Ontology annotation, molecular function: protein tyrosine/serine/threonine phosphatase activity. Bases 226 to 1566 code for a protein of 446 amino acids. Gene Ontology annotation, biological process: positive regulation of cytokinesis; regulation of exit from mitosis; protein dephosphorylation. The record is from RefSeq and is a predicted model, not a curated record. The transcript is spliced from 5 exons. Lineage: Eukaryota; Metazoa; Arthropoda; Insecta; Lepidoptera; Pieridae.